UUAAUCCAAUGCAAUUCCAUUCCCCAGCAGGACACACAAACACAGAAAGCAUACGAAAUCACUUGUACCCGAACACGACUCUUCCUCCUCCGACCCCAGCCCAAACAAAUUUAUCACAUCCUUCUUCAUUACUGAUUUUUAACCUCCCCAGUCUCUCCCUCCUUACUUUUUCUUCUUCUUCUUUUUGUGUUUUUUUUUUUUUGCCCCUUGAGAUUUUGAACCUCUAAUGGAUGGAGGUGGGUGAUGAGCCUCCAUCAGAAUUUAUGUAAAAUAAGAAAUUUUUUUUCCCUUGCUGUAAAUACCUCCUGCUAGUCAAUUAAGCGGGAAAAAUAAAAAGAAAAACUAAAAAUUCAAGCAAAAUUGAGCCUAAUUUUUUAGAAUUAAGAGGGGAAGAAGAUGUUUUCGUGGAACAUCGCCAAGUCGGCGGAGGCGAUGUUCUCGCGGUGGGCGAUAAAGAGAUUAUGCAAGUUUUUGUUGAAGAAGAAGUUGGGGAAAAUCAUACUUGGUGACGUUGAUCUUAAGCAGCUCGAUGUUCAGCUCUCCGCCGGCACUGUUAAGCUCACUGAUCUUGCUCUUAACGUUGAUUAUCUCAAUCACAAGUUUGGUGCUGCUGCAGCAGUUAUGGUGAAAGAAGGUUCAAUCGGUUCUCUGUUAUUAACAUUACCUUGGAGUGGCGAUGGCUGUCGAAUUGAGGUUGAUGAACUUGAGCUCAUCAUUGCUCCUGGUGGAGCAAGUGUUUUGCAUGAUGGUUCGGAAACUCGCAAUUUUGGUCAAAACAACAAUCAUCCUGCCAAUCAUGACUCGAGAAAGCUGGAGAAUGACUCAGGAUCAGGUGGUGGUGUUACGCUUACCUCAGUAUAUGUUCACGAAGGAGUUAAAACCAUUGCCAAGAUGGUAAAAUGGUUGCUUAGUAGCUUUCAUGUGAAAAUAAAAAGAUUGAUUGUGGCAUUUGAUCCCUGUAUAGUGGAGGAAACGAAUAAAAGAUUUAGUAGAAGUUUGGUACUUCGAAUUUCUGAAGCAGAAUGUGGAACAUGUAUAUCUGAAGAUCCAGAUCCUCAUUUGAUGGAAGAAGCCAAAGAUAAUUUUCUUGGUUUAAGUCGACUGACCAAUUUCUUUAAAUUUCAAGGAGCAGUUCUUGAAUUGCUACAAAUAGAUGAUGUGGAACACCAGAGUACAUGUGCAUGUGCUUCAGGAAUCAAUUUUGGAGAAUGGUUUUCAGACCGCUGCCAAUCAACUGCUAUGACUCCAAUUAUUACUGGACAAAACGGUGGUUUUUCUGGGCACCUAAAAUUGAGUAUACCUUGGAAGAAUGGUUCCUUAGACAUACGCAAGGUGGAUGUAGAUGCUUACAUUGAACCUCUGGAAUUAAGAUUUCAGCCAAGUACUGUUGCAUGGUUUAUAUGUUUGUGGGACAUGUUUAAAGACAUGGGUUCGACAAGUGGGAGUGAGAUGCUUUGCAAAGCAACAGAUACUGUUUGUGAUAAUGCUGCAUUAAAUUAUACGUCUUCAAUGCCAGAUGUUCGUUCACUUAAUGCAGAUAAGGUGCUAGAAGAAAAUGAUAAUUCUUUGGUUAACUGCAGCUCUUUGCUUGAGGAAGAAUGCCGACUGGAAGCCCUAUUAUCAGAAUCUCAUCUUAUAUCAGAUUGGGUAGGUAGAACCCAGAAAGACGAACCUGAUUUUGGGGAGAGUGUGUACCAGUUUUUUGAAUGUUUUGAUGAGUUGAGAAGUUCACAAUCAGCUUUGGGCCAAAGUGGGAUGUGGAACUGGACCUGUUCUGUUUGCAGUGCUAUAACUGCCGUAUCCAAUCUUGCUUCCGGAUCUUCGUCUAUUCCACCUGUACAGCAGCAUGUCGAAACUAAUCUCAAGGUGACUGUUGCAAGAAUAUCUAUCCUUUUUUCCUUCUUUGACAAAAAGCCUGAAUAUUCCUGUUACGAGAGGGAAAAUCAAGCCAAGGCUGCUCAGUAUGUUCAUUAUCUGGAUAUGAAGUUCCUAGACCUGCUACUUGUCUUGCAGGUAUGUCCUGAAGAGAUGAAUUUUGAGGCAACAGUCCAGCAUAUAGAACUGGAUGAUCAUUUUUCUUCUGAGAAUGACAAAAUAGAUCCUAAGUCGCAAAAUGAAAGUGUAACAGCGAGCGGUCUGACUGAUUUAAUUCAAGCAAUGCAAGAUGCUGUUCAAGAUGCUCUAAUUCCCCUUAGCUCAUCAGGUGAAUAUGCUGGAAUGGUUAGUAGGAGAGGUUUUGAUGUGGAUGUUCAACCUAGUAUGGUUGCAUCGAAUGCUUGUAGCUGUAUUACCAGUUGUGAGUGCAUUGACAUGGAUAAUGUUGUGAAGGUGGCUUUAUUUAAAACUUCGGGCAUCAGCCGGUGCCAAGUCACUGUCAAUACUGGUACAUCUGCUAAUUUUGUUUUGGGGCCAGUCUCUUUUACAUUAAGUUUGCCACCAUGUGUUUUAUGGGCAAACUUUGGUCUGGUUGAUAAGGUGUCAGAUCUUCUAAAAGAAGUUGGAGCUUGUAAAAUGAGUCAUGGAAGGAAUAAUUUUGCAUCUAAGACGAUUUUUAGUGAGAGAGAAUUAUAUUCUCAGGAGAAUGAAGAAAAGAAUUCCCAUGGUUGUGUCUCGUCUAUUCCAUCAGAUGAAAGUCUAAGGGGUAAUAUAUGCCUUUCAAAUGCAAGGAUAAUACUCAUGGCAGGUUACUAUUCCUUCAAUCAGUUUCUAGCUCUUGAUUUCUCUUAUCCCCAAAAGUUUGGGGACAAAAAUCCCAAGGCCUCUGAGCCUGCAUCUGGCACUAGUUUGAGUAAAGGAGGCUUGCUAGAGAAUUCUAAAUCCUUGCAAUUGAGUUGGAAGGAUCUUGCUGUCUACCUGAUUACCUCUGAUCCUGGUGAGAAUGGUGGAAUUGAGCUAUCCAAUGUGUUGAAGUGGAAGUUGUCUGCUCACAUGAUUAUGUCCAUUGCCAAUGAAACUAGCCAAUUAUCCGCCAUUAGUAUGUUCUGGCAGGAUGGUACGACUGGUCCAUGGAUAACUAGGAGAGCUAAGCUUCUGGCUACUUCAGGGAACUUGAAAAACAGACAGAGAUUUACGGGAAAAGAUUAUGAGUUUGCUUCUGUAACUACUGCCAAGGACAUGGAAGAAUCUGACAAUCGUGCUAAACAGGAGAUGGUUUUGAGCUCUGGAUUUUUCAUACACGUGCUGCUGUCUCCUGUUAUGGUCAAUCUUGGUAAGGCUCACUACGAUAGCCUAAUAUGCCUGCUGCAUCAGCUGGUUAAUUGUUUGUCAUGUAUGGCCUCUGAUACACUGAAGGAAGAAUCUAGUAUAUCUCAGACAUCUAUCUUGGUUGAUUGUGAUUCAGUUGGAAUUGCUGUCUGUAUGGAAGAAAAAGUAGAUACUAAAAGUUCAACCCAGAGUGAGCUUCCUGGUUCUUGGCAUGGUUUUAGACUCAAAAUUCAGAAAUUUGAGUUGCUUUCUGUUUCAAAUAUUGGUCGAGUGAGGGGUGCUAAAUUUGUUUGGAUGUCGCACGGGGAAGGCAGUUUGUCUGGUUUUGUUACUGGAGUUCCUCAUGAAGAGCUGCUUCUCAUCUCAUGCAGCAACUCAACCAUGGGCCGUGGUGAUGGAGAAGGUUCAAAUGUUUUAACCCCAAGGUUUGCUGGGUCUGAUAUUGUACACUUGUGGAAUCCAGAUGAGCUUCAUAGCUAUAUGUCCAUUGCCGUGAGAUGCGGUACUAUUGUUGCAAUUGGUGGUCGUGUGGAUUGGUGGGAAGCAAUAUCUUCCUUUUUCAGUGUGCCCUGUCGAGAAAUUGAACAAAUGGGUGAAAAUAGUCUGCAGGAGGGGGGUUCUGAGAGCAGUGCACCUUUUCAAACAUCCUUUAUUCUUAAUCUGGUAGAUAUUGGUGUGAAUUAUGAACCAAACAUGUAUCCGUGUGCCAGCACGGAUGGUUUAGAUGUUGAAUCUUCUUCUGGCAUGGUCAGCAAAGCUGCUGAUGAUCAGUAUAUUGCUUGUUUAUUAGCAGCAUCUUCUUUCACACUUUCUAGUAAUAGCAUAUCUGAUUCCUCUGUUGGUGUAUAUAAUAUUAGGCUGCAAGAUCUGGGUCUGCUUCUUUGUCCUGUAUCUGGACCUAAAACUUCUGGCAGUAAUUACAGCGUAGAGCAUCUCAGCAGGGCUGGCUAUGUUAAAGUUGCUCAUGUGGCACAUGUUAAAGCUCUUUUGAAAACUUAUUCUAAAGGGGACCCCAGGUGGGAAGUAGAAUCAUCAGAUCUACGUAUUGUUGUAGGUACCUGUUCUGACACUGCAUGUGGUUUGAUUCGUCUGGGAGCCCAACUCCAGCAGCUGUUCGCACCUAACUUGGAGGAUACACUUGUGCACUUGCAGACUAGGUGGAAUGAUGUUCAAGGGACAACUGAGGAUGCUCAGAUUGGGACACACCUUGGUGAUGCUGCUCUAUCAGAUAUUGAGGGGCAAAAUUUAGGGGCAAAUAGUAGCUCAUGUAGAAGCAAUCUGAUGGAUGAAAUUUGUGAAGAUGCAUUUCAGCUGGUUGGAAAUGCUGAUGGCCAGAGAGAUUAUGAUGAUAGAGAGUUUAAUAUGUCAAUCAAUGAUAAUGUUCUUGGUGAACCAAGUGAACUGAGUGCCAGCAAUGGUGAACAUUUUGCUGGUUGUUUCUCCUUUUCUGAAUCAAAUCCAGUUGUUGGACUGGAAAAUAAUGGGGCAUCAUUUCAAGAUGAAAAUGUUCCAGAGUUUAUAGAAGAAUAUUUCUUGUCAGAUCUACGCCCUCUGUCAGGAGUUUCCUUUACUUCCCAGUUACCAAACGAACUUCACUGUAAAGCUGGUAUUACAGGCAGCGGGGAACUGCCAUACAGAAACAAUGGUUGGUAUGGGAACACUUCUUUAAGAAUUGUAGAAAACCAUGUUUCAGAGGUCAAUGAUCAAGCUAAUCCCGGGCAACUAGAGAAUAGUGAGUCUUCCAGUGGUUGCACUGAACUUGAUGAUCAUGGCAGAAUAAAGGGGUGCAUACUUCUCAAGAACAUGAAUAUAGUUUGGAGAUUAUAUGCUGGUUCUGACUGGAGUAAUUUUCAGAAAAGUCAGGAGCAUUCUACUUCUGGACGGGAUGCAACAGUUUGUUUAGAGAUCUCACUGUCAAGGAUGCAGAUCCAGUAUGAUAUUUUCCCUGAUGGUGGAUUACAUGCAUCUCUGCUGUCUCUUGCCAUUCAGUAUUUCCGCGUGAAUGAUAACAGCAAAAAUGCACCAUGGAAACUGGUGCUUGGAUAUUAUCAAUCAAAAGAUCAUCCUAGAAAAUCUUCUUCAAAAGCUCUUAAGAUGGAUUUAGAGUCUGUCAGACCAGACCCUUCAACUCCUUUGGAGGAAUAUCGGUUGCGUGUUGCUUUUCUUCCAAUGCGUUUGCAUCUUCAUCAAAGUCAGCUCGAUUUUCUCAUCAACUUCUUUGGUGGGCAAAGAACAUCUAUUAACUCAUCCAAGAAUGGCACUCAUGAUAUUCUUGAAGCAGGAAAGGGAUCACACAAGGCUGCAAGUCUCAGUGGACAUACAAUUGUUCAGGAGGCAUUGCUUCCCUUUUUUCAGAAAUUUGACAUUUGGCCUGUCCUUAUACGAGUUGAUUAUGUUCCUUCUCACUUUGAUUUAGCUGCACUAAGGAGUGGGAAGUACGUGGAACUGGUGAACCUAUUAACUUGGAAGGGGGUGGAGCUACAACUUAAGCAUGUUCAUUCAGUUGGAGUCUAUGGCUGGAGCUCUGUGGGUGAAAUGGUACUUGGGGAGUGGUUAGAAGACAUCUCUCAAAACCAGGUUCAUAAAUUGUUGAAAGGCCUACCUCCUAUUCGAUCACUGGUUGCCGUUGGUUCUGGUGCUACAAAGCUGGUGACUUUGCCCGUAAAUGGCUACAGGAAGGAUAGGAGAUUGCUCAAGGGUGUUCAGAGGGGUACAAUAGCAUUUCUUCGGAGUAUUUCACUUGAAGCAAUUGGUCUAGGAGUACAUUUAGCAGCAGGAGCUCAUGACAUCCUCCUCCAGGCAGAAUACAUGCUUACAACCAUUCCACCCUCUAUAUCAUGUCCUUUGCAAAGCAGAGCGAAUACUUCUGUUAGGUCAAAUCAACCAGAGGAUGCCCGGCAAGGAAUCAAACAGGCUUAUCAUAGUAUCAGUGAUGGCCUUGGUAAAUCUGCUUCUGCUUUAGUACGAACUCCAUUGAAAAAAUAUCAACGGGGAGAUGGUGUGGGUUCUGCUUUGGCGGCUGUUGUUCAAGCUACUCCUGUGGCAGCGGUAGCUCCAGCUUCUGCUGCUGCACGAGCUGUGCAUUAUGCUCUUCUUGGUGUGAGGAACAGCCUUGAUCCAGAGCACAAGAAAGAGUCUUUGGAUAAAUACUUGGGUUCAUCUCAGCAAAGGGAAUUCAUGUAAUAGGUGUACAGAUAGUGAAACUGCAGAAAUUCUUUACUGUCAGAAGACAGAACCUGUAAAUAAAUGUAAAUACCAGGUGAUUUGUAGUAGUUUUGCCAACAAGCCAAGCCUUGCAAUUGAGGUCAUUGGUAAUUGAUGUUUGUUGUACCAUAGUCCUUUUUGUAUUUGGUUAAACUUACCUAGUGUUUCACAGGACAUAGUUUUCCUUGUAAAUAGCUCAUCAGUUUUUUGAAGCAAUUUAUUGGAUUUUCAUUUUCUCUCAUCCAUUUUGUCAGUGUAAUUGAAUUUUAUGAA
Molecule: messenger RNA, 6681 nt
Organism: Coffea arabica (coffee)
Lineage: Eukaryota; Viridiplantae; Streptophyta; Magnoliopsida; Gentianales; Rubiaceae
Product: autophagy-related protein 2
Biological process (GO): reticulophagy; autophagy of mitochondrion; autophagy of peroxisome
Cellular component (GO): phagophore assembly site; phagophore
Molecular function (GO): protein-membrane adaptor activity; phosphatidylinositol-3-phosphate binding
Source: RefSeq, a predicted model, not a curated record